UGGAAGGUAACUGAAGGUAACAAGAGCAUUUAGCAUUUCUUGAAUUAUACGAAAAUUUUUUAUAAAAUUCGUUAUGCUUUGAAAUCCUGGAUUAAAAAGAAUUUAUUCGUGUAUAAAUAUGGUAAUGUUGACGUAACUAAGGUGUAACUUGUAAAUAUAUUCAUAUCAAAUGAAAUGGACUCCGAAAAAUCCGAAGCUCUAUUACAAUGGGUUCAGUUGAUCAUCAGUGGACAUAUUUCAUCACUGGAAGAGUUGUCUGACCCUAAGAUACUUUUACAAAUUAUUCAUUACGUUGAUCAGAAUAAAAUAAAUGAUGAAGAAAAAGUUCUAAAAACUGUGGUCAAUCAUUUGGAGUGCUUUUAUCAACAGUCGUUAUAUGAUGUUAUCAAAUGUAAUGAUAAUAACAUGGACAUAUUGAAUGUUGGCAAGAUCCUUAUUCUCAUCUUAUCUAUGUCUGUGCAAGCUGAAAAUGCAUUUGAUUGUGUGGAAAAAAUCACAAGUUUAGGAGAAAAUUUGCAAAACCAAAUAAAAGUGAUGAUUGAAGCAGUUUUACAGGCGUGUGGCAAUGGCAAAAUUGAUUCAAAUAAUCUGACCCGUGUGCUAUGUCAGUCAGAUUCAUUACCUGAAGCUAACUCUAUAAAAGAAUUUUAUGAUUCACCAACAAUUAUGUCACCAAGUCCAUUUUAUUAUAACUCACCGAUCAAAACCCUGAUGGCAUCUCCUCAGAUGCAAAAUAGGAAAAGUCAGGCAACAAUUUCAAAGCUGUACAACAAAUUAAAUCAGUUUCAGAUGCAAAUCAAUCGUUUAAAGCAGGCUCAAAUUGAGCUUAAACAAGAAACGGAACAACUUCGUCAACAACUUGAUGAAAAAGAAACGAAAAUUCAGUUGCUGAGAAAGGAAGCGACAAAAGUUGUACCCUUGCAAGAAGAAAUAAAUUCUUUAACGCAAUUUGAAGGGGAAGUUGAUGAAAUAGCUGAAAAAUAUGACAAGUUGCAAAAAUCAACGAAAGAAUUGGAAAAUUAUAAGAAAAGUUUUCUUAUAAUGGAGAAGGAUUUUGCUAAACUUGAAAAAGACAAGAAAGCAGAAAGACGUGAACUUGACGAUCAAAUAAGCAACUUGCGCCAGAGAUAUGCUGAAGAAAUAAAGGCAACAGAAAAAUUGCUUGAAAAAAGCAAUGUAGACUGUCACGACUUGCAAAAACAAAUUGUUCAAAUAAAAGCCGAAAAGGAAGAAAUUUCUAAAGCAAUGCAAUAUCAGGAAAAUGGUCAUCGAACAGAGAUUGAGAUACUAAAAAAGACUUUGGCUGAAUGCAAGGAGUCAAGAGAUAAAAUCCUCUUAAAAAGUGAUAAUGAUGUUUUACAACAAAUAGCUAGAGAGUCUGAAUUAAAACAGUGUUUUCGAGAACAAAAGGACGCUUUGCAGUCGUCACUUGAUGAAGUUUUGCUAGAAAAUGCUGACGUAAAGCAUAAAAUGGAAACAGUACAACAAAAGUGGCAUCAAGCAGUGAAUGAAAAUCACAAUCUUCAGGCAACUUUGACCUCUUGCGAACUUGAACUUAAUCAGUCGCGAAAGAAAUAUGACAGUUUGCAAAAUGAUUUCAAUUCUUUUGAAAUUGAAACAAAUGAAAAAAUGGACGAAUUAGUAAAGGCAAACGAGCACCUAAAAGAAAUGUUAAAAAUAAGAAAAUCACCAGAAGAUUGUGAGGUUGCCGGUCUCAACAGCAAUUUACAGGAUCAAUCCAGAUCCUUCACUAACGAAUUGCAUGAAGCAAAGCAGAUACCCUGGGAAUUUGAAAAAUUGAAAGAAACAUCCUCUUCAAAAACUUCUACCUCUACCGAUGGAAAUCUGUUUAACCAUGAUUCACUGACGGAAAAGCCUGAAGCAAAUGCAUUUUCGCCAGAUGAUGUUAAAAGAGAAAUGAAGGAUGUCGAUAAUGAUAUAUCCAAGAUGUCUGCUUUAUUAUUUAACGUACAAAAUAAAGUUAUGAAGAAUUUACUACAUGUUACUGAACAAGAAUCAUCCAUUGAAGGAAGAGAGCUCAAUAUGGAUAGAAUACAAGCUAUCUUGCGAGAUGUUUUUUCUAUGUCAAGAAAUGAAGUAAUCGCAUUUUGUAAAGAAAAUUCAUGUGGAGAAUUUUCAGUCGAUGACAAUUUUGAAAUUUUGCUCAAACAAAAGGAGAAAUUAAUGGAAGAGUUAAAGAAUGAACGUUGUAAAAAUAAAGAAUAUCGGUGCAAACUUAAAGAUAACGAAAGAACUAUAAACACAGUGAAAAAUGAUAAUAUGAACUUGGAGUUAAAGGUUGUCUGCGUAAAGAAUCAAAUGAAAGACAAGGAUAAAGAAAAUCGAAAGUUGAGAGAAAAGGUGAAAAUACUCGAUAAAAAGUUAUUGGAAGAAGAGUUUAUUAAUAAACGUUUAGCUGUUGAAGCUCGUACCGCUGAGGCUCAGUUAGCUCACACAGAACGUCAGUUAAAAACACAGACGUUUGAGGACUAUGAUAAAAUGGACUGUAGCAGUCAAUUACAAAAACCAAUAAGAAGGAUUGCUGAAAAUAUUUCAUCGGAAAGUAUGACGGAAGAUUCUCUUGUUGCUAAUGAUUCUAUUUUGUUGGAAUCUUCUGUUAAAGAAAGCAAUAGCUUAGAGAACACAAAUAUUCACACAUCAUGUGGUAGCAUUCAUCAAGAUAGAGUCCUUCGAAAAUUACGUCGUCGUAGCGCCGUUUAUUCAAAUGAAAACUUUAAAAAACCUUUAGUACAAAACAAGGCAUGUUCAACUGUCGGUACUGAAUCCUUUGUUGUUGGUCAAUUUACCAACACUAUGGCUGAAGAACCGGAUGAACAUCAUUACGAAUGGGAUCGAAUUCUUGAACUAAAGAAACGUAAUUCAUACUGUGUUCGUCAUCUUCGUUCGUCAUAUCCUGUUGAAACCCAAGUUUGUCCAACCAAAGAAUUUUUGGAGGAGGAUCUUAAGUCUGGAGUAAUAUCAGAAGAUACAAGUCAGUCCAGGAAACGACAGCGAGAUAGUAUCAGUUAUUAUGCAAGUAAAAAAACUGAUAAAAAUGUUCAUUCUUCAGUUAGUACAUCAAAAAGUCAAUUACAACAUAAAUGCACCACAGUUCAUUCAGCCGACAUAACUAAACCCUUCAGAAAUCCUCUACUGGAAAAAAAAUCUGAAAAUAUUGAACCUGUAGAUCGUCGUGAAAGUAUUGCAUUUAAAAUCGAUAUUACUCCUGUGAAGAAAGCUCGUAAGUCAGCAAUGCCUCCUCGAGAUCCUGGCUUAUUUGAGGAAAAAAAGAAAGGCUACACGACAAAAGACACUUAAAUUUCCAACAGAGAAAUUUCCUUCUCAACAAUGAAGAAAACCUCUGUCAGACAUGAAGAAAAACUCUGUCAGAAAUGAAGAAAAACUAUGUUCUGGACGUUUAAAUCAAAAUGUUUAGAUUUAUUUAUAGUUGCUGUUUGUACAUAAAUUUUAAAUUAUUUAGUUAAAAAUUCUAUCUAUUUUUGUAGUAGGGACUGCUGAGCAUUAAAGGCAGCGUUUGUUGGGCUUUAUGCUCUUUAAUAAUCUUGCUGUCAUUUUCAAUUUUUCAAGUGUCCUUGCACCCGAGUACGGCCUUCGAUACCCCCAAAAACAAAAAUGCUUUGCGUCUACAGCAUUUCAGUAAAUACAUUUACUAUUUUCACCCAUUUUUACUCUAGUCUUGCUAUUAGAUGUACUGUAUGAAGAUUAUUAGAAUGAAGUUUUCUAACAUAUACUGAUUAACGCAGUUGUAAAAUAACUUAUAUGAACGACUUUCAUACAACCGUUAUAAUUAAACAUUAAUUUCAUCAUUUCA
Xenia sp. Carnegie-2017 is the source of this 3832-nucleotide messenger RNA. RefSeq names its product myosin-7-like. The coding region runs from base 175 to 3318 and encodes 1047 amino acids. The record is from RefSeq and is a predicted model, not a curated record. NCBI's taxonomy places the organism in Eukaryota, Metazoa, Cnidaria, Anthozoa, Malacalcyonacea, Xeniidae. The transcript has 14 exons.